GGGCGGGGCGGGCUUUCGUCAGGGCGUCCGGGAGGGCGGGCGCGGCCAUGGCGCUCGUGUUCGUCGCGCUGCGCGUCCUGCUGGGCGGUUUCUUCGCGCUCACCGGGGCGGCCAAGCUCUGGCCGCUCUCGGCUCCGGAGUCCGAGCAGAUGAAAGCCCUGUUCGUGCAGUUUGCUGAAGUGUUUCCCUUGAAGUUGUUUGGCUACCAGCCUGAUCCCAUGAACUACCAAACAACUGUGGGCUGGCUGGAACUGCUGGCUGGGUUGCUGAUGGCUUUGGGCCCACCGAUACUACAAGAGAUCAGUAACUUGUUCUUGACCCUGCUAAUGAUGGGGGCUAUCUUCACAUUGGCAUGCCUGAAAGAGUGCCUGAGUACGUGCAUCCCCGCCAUCAUCUGCCUGGGGCUUCUGAGGCUGCUGGAUAUCUGCCAAUCCUUAGUCCAAACUAAAAAGGUGGGCAGAUAUUGUAGGAAGAAGAGUGUGUUGAAGAAACCCUGGGAGCAGAGAGUCUCUUCAUGCCAGCUAUGACAGCAGGAACAUGCUUGAACAUACAGAGCCUACCAUUUUAUUAUCAGUUUGUUCCUAGUCAUCCAGUGUUGAAAGAAACAUCUGGUCUACCUGGCCCUGAUUUCUCUCUGUAACUAUGCUCUUCUGUUUUGAGGGAUGUAUAUUACACAUAUUAAUAAUCCUCAUGUCAUGUGAAAAUAGAAAAUAAAUAGAAAACAUUUGAAUCACCAAAAAUUUGAAUCACCCAGAUAACCACUUUUCCUGCCUUGGUAUAACUAUACCUCUCAACCUUUUCUAUUCCUUUGUACAGAUACAUGUUUUUAAAUGAAGAUGAGAUAAUUUAAUCUACUUUGUUAUCUACUUUUUAAACCUGACAUUCUGCCAUUGUGUUUUACCUCAUCAAUGUUAAUAGCUAUAUAAUAUUCCAUUGUAAGGGUGUAUAUUGUAUUUACCUCCUAUAAGGAACAUUUGGGUUGUUCCCAAUUUUCUGUAAUUGUAAACCUCACAACAAAUCACCUUUGCAUACUUAUACUGUAUUUGCAUUCCCUAGAAAUGAAGAUGCUGGUUCAAAAGGCA
Messenger RNA from Heterocephalus glaber (naked mole-rat), 1082 nucleotides. RefSeq names its product transmembrane protein 35B (gene Tmem35b). NCBI's taxonomy places the organism in Eukaryota, Metazoa, Chordata, Mammalia, Rodentia, Bathyergidae. The record is from RefSeq and is a predicted model, not a curated record.